CCGAUCCCCCACCAUGUCCCACAACUUAGACCGGGCCAUCGAGAUCGUGCAGCGCGCGAUCGAGGAGGACAAGGCGAACAACUACGAUGAGGCAUACAAGCUGUACUCGAACGCGCUCGACUACUUCAUGCUCGCACUCAAGUAUGAGAAGAACGAGAAGUCGAAGACGUUGAUCAAGGGCAAGUUCACGGAGUACCUCAACCGCGCGGAGACCCUGAAGGAGUACCUCUCGAACAAGGACGACAAGCGUGCGAAGAAGGCAGUCGGCGCGAAUGGGCUCGCGAACGGCGGGCCUGGCGGCGGGGGCAAGAAGAAGGACGAUGACGACGAGACGGACCCCGAAGUGAAGAAACUGCGGGCAGGCCUGCUGGGGGCGAUCGUGUCGGAGAAGCCGAACGUGAAGUGGGAGGAUGUUGCGGGGCUGGAGUCGGCGAAGGAGGCGUUGAAGGAGGCGGUGAUCCUGCCGAUCAAGUUCCCUCAUCUGUUCACUGGGAAACGCACGCCAUGGCGGGGUAUCCUGCUGUACGGCCCGCCCGGGACGGGUAAGUCGUACCUGGCGAAGGCGGUCGCGACGGAGGCGAAGGGAACGUUCUUCAGUGUCAGCUCGAGUGACCUGGUGAGCAAGUGGCAGGGAGAGUCCGAGAGAUUGGUGCGGAAUCUGUUCGAGAUGGCACGCGAAAACAAGCCCGCAAUUAUCUUCAUUGACGAGGUCGACUCGCUCGCGGGUACGAGAAACGAGGGCGAGUCGGAGGGUUCACGGCGAAUCAAGACGGAGUUCCUGGUACAGAUGAACGGCGUGGGACACGAUGACACGGGCGUUCUCGUGCUCGGCGCGACGAACAUCCCAUGGCAAUUGGAUAACGCGAUCAAGCGAAGGUUCGAGAAGAGGAUAUACAUUCCCCUCCCGGGCCCGGAAGCGCGCAGACGAAUGUUCGAGCUGCAUGUCGGUGACACACCCUGCGAACUCUCGAACAAGGACUACCGACUCCUGGCGGAUAAGACUGACGGGUACUCCGGGUCGGACAUUGCGAUCGUGGUCCGUGAUGCGCUCAUGCAGCCGGUCCGCAAGGUUCUUUCUGCAACACACUUCAAGUAUAUGGACGACCUGAAGAAGUGGACGCCAUGCUCACCGGGGGACCCGGACGCCGAUGAGAAGGCAUGGACCGACAUUGAGAGCGAUGAGCUCCUGGAACCGCCGUUGCGCCUUGCCGACUUCUUGAAGUCGCUGGACAGCGUCAGGCCGACGGUCACCGCGGAGGAUAUCAGGAAGCACGACCAGUGGACACUAGAGUCCGGGAACGAGGGUGCAUGAGCUUAUGUUGUAUUAUUUCUGUUGUACUAUUGCGCUAUCCAUCUCGGGUUAAGGAACCGG
Molecule: messenger RNA, 1372 nt
Organism: Trametes versicolor FP-101664 SS1
Lineage: Eukaryota; Fungi; Basidiomycota; Agaricomycetes; Polyporales; Polyporaceae
Product: AAA-domain-containing protein
Exons: 8
Coding region: 14-1312 (432 amino acids)
Biological process (GO): endosomal transport; vacuole organization
Molecular function (GO): ATP binding; ATP hydrolysis activity
Source: RefSeq, a predicted model, not a curated record